UGACGAGCUAAAAAUGGCGCGUGGUUGUAUUGUAGCUACAUUUAUUAAUUAAUUUUGUAUGGUAGAAAUAGAAGGCAACACGACAGUUGAGUGUUGUACCAUCCCAGCUUCAAGCUUCAGCUUCAGCUUCUUUGGAAAAUCUGAGCAAUUUCCUACUUCUGAGGAUUCCACAUAUUUGUGGACACUACUCUCACCACCUUCAUCAUCAUCAUCAUCUUCCACUAUCUUCAUCUAAGCUUACCAAGGAAAUAGUGCUCUAAACAUGUGGCAUAAGUAUCUGCUGGUGGGUUUGUACUUAUGGGCCUUGAUAGGCUCACUUCUUCCUGCUUCUUCCGAUGGUUUAAUGAGAAUUAACUUGAGGAAGAGAGACCUUGAUCUUGAAAGUAUCAAAGCUGCCAGGUUUGAAAGAGAGCAUAAAUAUUUGGUUAGCUCAUCAGAUGAAGAUAUAGUACCUUUGAAGAACUAUUUGGAUGCCCAAUACUUUGGAGAGAUUAGUAUUGGCUCACCCCCUCAGAAUUUUACUGUCAUAUUUGACACUGGAAGUUCCAAUCUUUGGGUUCCAUCAGCAAAAUGCUACUUUUCUAUAGCUUGUUAUUUCCAUUCUCGGUACAAGUCAAGUCGGUCUAGCACCUAUACUAGCAUUGGAAAAUCUUGUGAAAUAGACUAUGGUUCUGGAUCAAUAUCUGGUUUCUUCAGCCAAGACUAUGUUCAAGUUGGAGAUGUUGUUGUCAAAGAUCAGGUUUUCAUUGAGGCCACUCGAGAAGGCAGUCUCACGUUCUUGGUAGCCAAGUUUGAUGGACUAUUUGGACUUGGCUUUCAGGAAAUAUCAGUUGGGAAUACUACACCCGUUUGGUACAACAUGGUGCAACAAGACCUUGUGAGUGAAGAAGUCUUCUCAUUCUGGCUUAACCGUGAUCCAGCAGGAAAAAUGGGAGGUGAACUUGUCUUUGGUGGAGUUGACUCAAAGCACUAUAAGGGAAAACAUACUUAUGUUCCAGUUACUAAAAAGGGUUACUGGCAAAUCGAAAUGGGAGAUAUUUUCGUUGGAAACCAGUCAACAGGUGUUUGUGAGGGAGGAUGUGCUGCUAUUGUGGAUUCAGGAACGUCCUUGCUUGCUGGUCCAACAACUAUUGUGACUGAGAUCAACCAUGCUAUUGGAGCCAAGGGAGUAGUGAGCACAGAAUGCAAGCUAGUUGUUUCACAAUAUGGAGACAUCAUAUGGAAUCUACUGAUAUCAGGGGUACAACCCGAUAAAGUUUGUGCACAGCUUGGUUUGUGCUUGUUCAAUGGGGCUGAGUAUGUAAGUACCGGGAUCGAAACAGUAGUUGAUAAGGAGAAUAGGAAGGAGGGAGUUGCAGCAAAAGAUCCUGCUUUAUGCACAGUUUGUGAGAUGGCUGUUAUUUGGGCUCAGAAUCAGCUAAAACAGAAGGGAACCAAAGAAAAAGUGCUCAACUAUAUUAAUGAGCUUUGUGAGAGCCUGCCAAGCCCAGCCGGGGAAUCAGUAAUAAACUGCAAAAGCAUUUCAAACAUGCCAAACAUUACAUUCACCAUUGGAGGCAAAUCUUUCCCUCUAACUCCUGAACAGUACAUUCUGAAGACUGGAGAAGGCAUUUCUUCAGUCUGCAUCAGUGGGUUUUCAGCUUUUGAUGUGCCUCCUCCAACGGGUCCACUCUGGAUUCUUGGAGAUGUAUUUAUGGGUGUGUAUCACACAGUGUUCGACUAUGGUGACCUCAAAGUGGGUUUUGCUGAAGCGGUUUAGCACUAUGGCGAUCUAUGGGAGCUGCUGCUUUAUCUUUUUACUUUGUCAUAUUUGGAGACUUUUUAAGUAGGCUGUCUCAAUAUAAUGUGUGUGAAAAAGCCAUGUAUAACUAUAAAAUGCGAUUCCAUACAGCUGAGACAGAUUAACCAAGUACUGAUAUCUUCUGGGGAUCAUCAUGUAUCUAUUUCUUUUGACAAACUUAUGCCAUGUCUUAAAAAUAAAAUCGGUAUCCUGAGACUAGUUAUAAUUACA
This is a messenger RNA of Humulus lupulus (European hop), 2011 nucleotides long. RefSeq names its product aspartic proteinase-like. The transcript is spliced from 14 exons. The coding region runs from base 263 to 1759 and encodes 498 amino acids. The record is from RefSeq and is a predicted model, not a curated record. Gene Ontology annotation, biological process: proteolysis; lipid metabolic process. Gene Ontology annotation, molecular function: aspartic-type endopeptidase activity. NCBI's taxonomy places the organism in Eukaryota, Viridiplantae, Streptophyta, Magnoliopsida, Rosales, Cannabaceae.